This is a messenger RNA of Silurus meridionalis, 1556 nucleotides long. RefSeq names its product N-acylsphingosine amidohydrolase (acid ceramidase) 1a (gene asah1a). The record is from RefSeq and is a predicted model, not a curated record. Lineage: Eukaryota; Metazoa; Chordata; Actinopteri; Siluriformes; Siluridae. The transcript has 14 exons. Gene Ontology annotation, cellular component: lysosome. Bases 16 to 1278 code for a protein of 420 amino acids. Gene Ontology annotation, biological process: fatty acid metabolic process. Gene Ontology annotation, molecular function: N-acylsphingosine amidohydrolase activity; fatty acid amide hydrolase activity.
UCAUCCCCAUGACCUAUGGUACAGUCCAGCUCGUGUAGUCGCGUAGGAAGUGCUCUCUGCUCUGUGCUGCAUUGUGAAAGCUGGAAGUUAAAGAAAGAGAUGAUGAAGUUCACUACAUUUCGGUGUAUUUUGCUGCCAUUCUUUGUUUUUUGCUCACUUUUUGCAUGCAUACAUGCUGAAGAAUGUAGGACGCGAAUGUAUCCUCCUAAGGGGCCAACGUUUAGAAGUAAUGUUACUUGGUACACGCUGAACCUUAACUUACCCCCUCACCAGAGAUGGACUCAUGUGAUUAAGGAGAAAAAAGCUGAAUUGGCGGCAAUGAUACAGGCCAUAAAAGAUUUAGCCAAUAGUUUCUUCCAUGGAAAAUUAAUUGAUUUAGUGGAUACAGAAUUGCCUUUGAUUGUGGACACACUCCCGUACCCUUUUAACGAGGAAAUUAAAGGGAUCGCUUCCGUCUCUGGUGUCCCUUUAGGUGAAGUUGUGCUGUUUAAUAUCUUCUAUGAAGUUUUCACAGUGUGCACAUCACUGGUGACCGAGGACUUAAAUGGAAAUAUAUACCAUGCUCGGAAUCUGGACUUUGGAUUGUUCAUGGGUUGGGACAUGAAAAACCAAACUUGGACAAUAACUGAGAAGCUGAAGCCGCUUGUGGUGAACAUUGACUUUAGGCGAAACAACAAAACAGUUUUCAGAUCAACCAGCUUUGCAGGAUAUGUGGGAAUGCUCACUGGUAUAAGACCUGGAGAAUUCACUCUAACCAUGAAUGAACGUUUCGAUGUUGAUGGAGGAUACAUAGGUAUCCUGGAAUGGAUUCUUGGAAAGAGAGAUGGAAUGUGGAUGAGCUUUCUGACAAGAAAAGUCCUGGAAAAUGCAACCAGUUAUGAAAAUGCCAAAAACCAGCUGGCUCUCACCAAGUUGCUUGCACCAGCUUACUUUAUUCUAGGUGGAAACCAGACAGGCCAGGGUUGUGUGAUAACCAGAACUAGAGUCAAUACACUGGAUGUCUGGGAGAUUAAUGUGAAACUUGGAAGAUGGUAUGUGCUUGAAACAAACUAUGACCACUGGGAAGACCCAUUCUUUUUGGAUGAUCGACGGACACCAGCUAUGAAAUGCAUGAAUAAAACAACACAAGCACACAUUUCAUUGCCAACUAUAUAUGAUGUAUUGUCAACAAAACCAGUUCUAAAUAAACUAACCACUUAUACUACACUGAUGGAAGUAUUAACUGGGAGACUCGAAUCUUACAUCAGGGACUGUCCAAGUCCGUGUACUCCCUGGUGAUUGACUUGGGACUGAACAUGCUGAUAAAGCUGUUACUGUGUCGGUGCGAGCUGUUUUUGAAGCAAAGCUGUCUAGAUCUCUUAAUAUAACAUUUUUAUUGUCUUUUCUAUGAGCACUUUCACUAGAUUGGGGAUAACACACUUUGAUGAUUAACCUAAGUAUACUUCUUUUUAUUCAUGUUAUAUAUACCUCUAAGUGUAGUUUUAUGAUUAAUUUAUGUAAUUUAUCUUUAAUAUUGUUUUAUUAUCCUUUUACUAAUAAAGUUGUUUUUUUUCUAA